Molecule: messenger RNA, 1575 nt
Organism: Arctia plantaginis
Lineage: Eukaryota; Metazoa; Arthropoda; Insecta; Lepidoptera; Erebidae
Source: the annotation of a GenBank genome assembly
AUGAAACUGACAAGCAGUGCUUCUGAACAAAAUGUUUUUUUUACCUACGUGUGUCUUGUCGACGAUCUCCGACCCACAGAAGCUUUAUCUCGAGACAGUCAACAGCAUAAACUAUUGAACAAUCAGAGUAAUGAGGUUCUUCAACAAGAAGAACCAGCCAUCCAAGUAGAAAGAACUAAGGCGGUCCAUGAACUUGUUGAAACAUUGAAAACUAAUUCACCAAAUGAACCUGAAAAUCAUGAGACGGAUUCAUGCUCACCUGACCCACCAACUGCUUUUCAAGAAGUCAGCGAUUCUGACAAUGAGGAUUGUAAUUUUAUCAGCUGCGAUAACCCGAAUGUACUGAAGUUAACUAAAAUGAAGUGGUUAACCGAAGAUCACGAGAAUGGACCUGAUUCCAGUUCUCCAUCUUUAUCGCCUGCUACUUCGAGCACAAGUUCGUGUAGUAAGAAUUCCGACUGCGCUGUCAAUAAACGCGACAACUAUGAUGACAAAUAUCUUUCUACCAUUUUACGUUUGGACAAAGAACAUAAUAUGUUUGGUCUCUCUAGUAUUGCCAUUAUUGGAUCUAGACCAUCUAAACAAAAGCGUGCCAAUAAAGAAGACGAAAAAGCUGUAUUCCAUCAAACUGCAAUAGUUCAAAUAUGUUGCGAAAAACGGUGUUGCAACCACAUGAGCAAAACUGAUUUACCGCCGUCUUUGAAGUGCGGCUCAUGUAGAAGUUGUUGCUUUGAUAUAAACUGUGCAUAUUGUGCACGUUCAGCCAUGUGUGCUCUCACUGUUUGCGAACCGGAACCCCUGCCAUGCCCAUCAAUCUGCUCAACUUGUCCAGGACCAAUCGGCUCCUGUGUAUGUGGGAGCCUUCCUUUGCCACCUGCAGGCGGCUGCAGGGUGGAUUGCACUAAUUACUUCGGUUUAAAGGUAAAGUUGAACCGCAAACCACAUUACGAACCUGCACCGGCCGAGUUGACUCCACGUUCUAGCUGUAUUCUAGCCAAACCAGCAGCAGCAAGACCCUGUAGCCAUACACCCCACUGCCAACCGCCGUCGUCUUGUUUCCCCUACCUGAUGCCAUGCUACUGGCCUGCUCGUCCAUCAGCUCCGUGCACUCACCCAAAUCGAUGUUUCCAUAAUCCACCGUGUCGUGCACCAAGGAUACGGCAAAGAGUGCCUUUGCCAUCUGUAUACAAAUGUCCAAAGAAAUGUGAAGAUAAAGAGAAAAACACUAAAUGUGAAAAUGAAGUGUGUCCUGGGAAUAUUCCCGCUAUGAAGCAAGAAAUUGAAUCUAGGUUUGGCAAAGCAACGCAGGAGCAUUUAACUUGCUGUACAAUUCCAAAACCCAAAAAGAAAAAAAGACGCAGACAUAAGUGCGAAUGCUUCAGACCUACGUGUGCCAGUUGCUUCGUCACCAGACCCUUGCCGAGACCAAAAGGAUUACCAGUUUUAAACUUACUCUGCAAUCAAUCGGAAGUUAAUACAGUAAUAGAGCCCAGUUGUUCGAAAUGUACUCAAGUUUAUAGGUUAAUGGCCUUUAACCGCUGUUCCUGUGGAGCAGUAUACUAUUACCCAAUGUGA